ACUAAAAAAAUCUUCUGCGCAUGCGUUGUCCUAUCGUCAUCGUUUGAGAUCUCAACUAACAGGACGAAGAUGAGGGCUCUCUGUAUAUUUGCUUUGGUUGCUGUGGUUGGUCUGGUAGCAGGAGAGGAAGGGGCUCGACUUUUGGCCUCCAAAUCUCUGCUGAACCGUUACGCUGUUGAGGGACGAGAUCUCACCCUCCAGUACAACAUCUACAAUGUGGGCACCAGCGCUGCUUUGGAGGUCGAGCUGUCUGAUGACUCCUUCCCUCCUGAAGAUUUCGGCAUUGUUUCAGGAAUGCUCAAUGUGAAAUGGGAUCGCAUUGCUCCCGCCAGUAAUGUUUCUCACACAGUGGUUCUAAGGCCACUGAAAGCUGGUUACUUCAACUUCACAUCUGCUUCUGUAAGCUAUCUGGCCCAGGAAGGUGGACAGGUCGUGGUUGGUUACACAAGUGCUCCAGGUCAGGGAGGCAUUCUUGCCCAGAGAGAGUUUGACAGACGCUUUUCUCCACAUUACUUGGACUGGGCUGCUUUUGGUGUUAUGACCUUACCAUCUAUUGGCAUUCCUCUGCUUCUCUGGUACUCCAGCAAGAGGAAGUAUGACUCUCAGUCAGACAAGCGAAAUGAGGUGUGA
Molecule: messenger RNA, 630 nt
Organism: Triplophysa rosa
Lineage: Eukaryota; Metazoa; Chordata; Actinopteri; Cypriniformes; Nemacheilidae
Product: translocon-associated protein subunit beta-like
Exons: 6
Coding region: 70-630 (186 amino acids)
Cellular component (GO): endoplasmic reticulum; membrane
Source: RefSeq, a predicted model, not a curated record